Molecule: messenger RNA, 1471 nt
Organism: Zingiber officinale
Lineage: Eukaryota; Viridiplantae; Streptophyta; Magnoliopsida; Zingiberales; Zingiberaceae
Product: putative NAC domain-containing protein 94
Exons: 3
Coding region: 317-1471 (384 amino acids)
Biological process (GO): regulation of DNA-templated transcription
Molecular function (GO): DNA binding
Source: RefSeq, a predicted model, not a curated record
CCUGAUGCAGUAUGAACUGCACGACCUAAGUCACAUAUAUAAUAAUUAUAAUUACUAGUCUUUUUGGAGAUGCCACUUGAUUAUAUAUAUCAAACAAUUUGACUGUUCUAAUCUGGCAUGCAGCUCCCCUCGACACUAGUGUUAUAUAUUUUGUUUAUAAGAAGGGGUGUUGAAGCCCUGAGAGGGAACCCUAAUCCAAGAAGCGCGUGUAGGUCGCCCUAUUACUUGUUAAUCUGUGUCUGAAGAAGCAAGUUAUAAGGCGAAGAGCACUCUAGCUAGGUUUAGGGUUUUGAUAUAGUUCAGUUGAUCAUAUUGCAUGACGGUGGCGAUGGAUGAGAGAAGAAGUAGUGCUGCUGUGGAUGAGGUGGAGACGAAGGGGUCGUCGUCGGACGAGGUGAUUCUGCCGGGGUUUAGGUUCCACCCAACCGACGAGGAGCUCGUGAGCUUCUACUUGAAGAGGAAGGUGCAGCAGAAGCCUCUCUCCAUCGAGCUCAUCAGGCAGCUCGACAUCUACAAGUAUGAUCCAUGGGAUCUUCCAAAGCUUGCAACAACCGGAGAGAAAGAAUGGUACUUCUACUGCCCGAGAGAUAGAAAGUACAGGAACAGCACAAGGCCAAACAGAGUGACCGGGGCUGGAUUUUGGAAGGCCACAGGCACAGAUAGACCCAUCUACUCCUCUGACCAAAACAAGUGCAUCGGCCUCAAGAAGUCCCUCGUCUUCUACAGAGGUCGGGCCGCCAAAGGCGUCAAGACUGACUGGAUGAUGCAUGAGUUCAGACUCCCAGCUACUUCCUCUCUAGUCUCUCUUCAUCACCAAUUAAUUAAGCUUAAUUUAAAUUUGCAGGAUUCAUGGGCCAUCUGUAGGAUCUUCAAGAAGACCAACUCGGUGGCGCAGAGAGCUGUCUCCCACUCCAACUGGGUCUCCUCUGAAACAAUGACGACGACUCCGCCGGACUUCCACCGCCUCCUACCCCUUCCAAACUCCACCCACGGCCAUCACCACGCUGUCGUCCCCUUCGUCUCCGACCACAUCAUGACCCAGCCUCCAACACCCUCACACUUGAUCAGUUGCACCAACGUCCACAAUGCCAUGAUCAAUCCUCAUCACCUCCCUCCGUUAGACAACUCGCCCAGCUUCAAGCCAUGCCCCAGCAGUACAAGCUUCUCCUUCUUCUCUCCGCUCAUCGACAACAUGCAGGUCAACGUGCAGCCUCCGGUUGCUGCUGCUGCUGCUGCUAAAUGCACGGCCAUGGAUGUGACCUCGAUGCUGCUCGACUUGGGCAACAGCGUAGACUUUGGGCUGCAGAACAACAAUAGUGAUCAGUAUCAUCUGCAGCCAUUGGAGGCUUCCAGUAGCGGGCUCAGCUUCGCCUUGCCUCCAAUGUUUAACAGCGAGGAGUGGAAGCCAUUAAGCUUGCCUUGCAGUAACAAUAACAACAGAAGCAGUAAUGGCUCUUCAGCUUAUAUUUAG